AUGAAGAAUCCUUUACUGCAAAUAUUCCCCAUCCUCUGGGCCGUCGCCUCGGUCUUCAUGGCCUGGGAAGCACUAUGCAUCCUCACCGGCUCCAGAUACCCCAUCCUGGUUGUAACGUCCGGGUCCAUGGAGCCAGCCUUCCAGCGCGGCGAUCUCAUCUUCCUUUCGAACCGGCAGCAGAUUAUCCAUCCUGGCGAUAUCCCUGUGAUCUGGAUCCCAGGGAAGCCGCUGCCUAUGGUUCAUCGGGCGAUUACUGUUGAUUAUCAGGCCGUGGAGGGACAGGGACAGCUGAAACAACACAUCUUGACAAAGGGGGAUAAUAAUGCGGUUGACGAUAGGUACAUGUACGUCCCAGGACGCCCGUUUGCACUCCGCGAAGAGGUGGUCGGGUUGGUGAAGGGGUAUGUGCCGAGACUGGGGUGGGCGAGUGUGGCUCUGCAAGGCGGAUUGAGGAAGGAAUAA
Aspergillus puulaauensis is the source of this 462-nucleotide messenger RNA. Its product is annotated as S26 family signal peptidase. Bases 1 to 462 code for a protein of 153 amino acids. Gene Ontology annotation, molecular function: serine-type endopeptidase activity. Gene Ontology annotation, cellular component: membrane; signal peptidase complex. The transcript has 2 exons. NCBI's taxonomy places the organism in Eukaryota, Fungi, Ascomycota, Eurotiomycetes, Eurotiales, Aspergillaceae. The record is from RefSeq and is a predicted model, not a curated record.